AUGGUCAGCUGGAAAGGCCUCUUCGUCAAUCGGGAACGGCGAAGCUUCCCAGAGGUCGUGGUGCCUCUUGCCCAAGGAUGUGCACCCAAAACGAAAGAUACCCUGGAAAUCGGCACUUCCGACAGUACUGACCGCGCAUCUCUCCAAGAAAAUGGCGUUUCUGGAUCUAACGUUGGGACCAUACUUACUCUCGAAGCUCUGCGGGCUGAAAUUGAAGCAGAUCUCGCUUCGUCCGGCCAUGACACUGCCUAUGACCGAAAGGCUAAAGUGAUCAACCGAGCCGUACAAGACAUAGGAAUGGGCCGGUACCAAUGGGGACUGUUCGUUCUCUGUGGAAUGGGCUGGGUUGCGGACAACCUUUGGCUGCAGGGCGUUGCUUUAACCCUAACUCCCGUUGCCAUGGAAUUUGGUGUCCCGGAGGAUCACUCUCGGUUUGCAACUGUUGCUCUCUUUGUCGGUCUGAUCUUCGGUGCUUCUUUCUGGGGAAUUGCCUCCGACGCCAUUGGACGCCGGCCCGCUUUCAACCUGACUCUAUUCAUCUGUGGUACCUUCGGUCUUGCGGCGGGCGGCGGGCCUAAUUUUGUGGGUAUGAUCCAGCUACUCCUGCGCCCAGAUUUGACUAUCCUGACUCAUGAAUCAGCACUUUGCUUGCCCCCCAACUCCGGCAACAUUCUGAGCGGUCUUGCAACUUGGUGGUCGGUUGGUACACUCGUUGCCAGUAUGCUUGCCUGGGCUUUUAUCCCAAGCUUCUCCUGUGAUAGUUACGCCACCUGUACCAAGGCUGAUAAUUGGGGCUGGCGGUACCUUGUUCUCACUCUGGGCGCCAUCACGUUCUGCAUGUUCCUUUGCCGUUUCUUACUCUUCACUCUUUACGAAUCACCCAAGUUCUUGGUCUCCCGCGGCCGCCAAGACGAGGCUGUUGCCGCAGUGCAAGGAAUUGCCCACAAGAACAAGGCCACCACUUGGCUUACCGAGGACAUUUUGAACGAGAUCGGCGGAUACCCCGAAGAGACACAAAAGCGACAGGGACUAUCUUAUGGCCAGAUUGUCAAGCGAUCUCUGGAACGAUUCUCGUAUCAGCAGGUCGCUCCUCUUUUCAAGACCAAGCGCCUCGCGAUAUCCACUGUCCUCAUCUGGUUCUGCUGGACUUGCAUCGGAAUGGGAUACACACUUUUCAAUGCUUUCCUUCCACAAUAUCUGAGCGCCAACUCUACCAGCACCUACAUCACAUACCGAAACUACGCCAUCACUGCGGCGUGUGGUAUCCCCGGUCCCCUCCUUGGCUGGUGGACCGUCGACGUUAAGUACAUCGGUCGGAAAGGCACGCUUGCCGCUUCCACCUUGAUCACUGGUGUACUGCUGUUCUGCUUCACUGCAUCAAAGGACCCGAAUGUCCAGCUUGUCUGCUCGUCUCUGGAGUCUUUCUUCCAGAUGAUCAUGUACGGGGUCCUCUACGCUUACACCCCCGAGGUCUUCCCGGCCCCCAAUCGCGGUACUGGCACUGGUAUCGCUAGCUGUUUGAACAGAAUUGCUGGCUUGAUGGCCCCGAUCAUUGGCAUCUAUGCUGCCUCUGACCCGGUUGCGCCUAUUUACGCGUCGGGGGCCCUUAUUCUGGCAUCUUUUGUUGCCAUGGUUUUCCUUCCGAUUGAAACUGCGACUACCCAGAUUCUGUAA
Messenger RNA from Penicillium chermesinum, 1674 nucleotides. RefSeq lists its product as uncharacterized. Gene Ontology annotation, molecular function: transmembrane transporter activity. The coding region runs from base 1 to 1674 and encodes 557 amino acids. Gene Ontology annotation, biological process: transmembrane transport. The transcript has 7 exons. The record is from RefSeq and is a predicted model, not a curated record. NCBI's taxonomy places the organism in Eukaryota, Fungi, Ascomycota, Eurotiomycetes, Eurotiales, Aspergillaceae.